Messenger RNA from Cryptomeria japonica (Japanese cedar), 4235 nucleotides. Its product is annotated as serine/threonine-protein kinase EDR1. NCBI's taxonomy places the organism in Eukaryota, Viridiplantae, Streptophyta, Pinopsida, Cupressales, Cupressaceae. Gene Ontology annotation, molecular function: protein kinase activity; ATP binding. Gene Ontology annotation, biological process: protein phosphorylation. The record is from RefSeq and is a predicted model, not a curated record. Bases 875 to 3376 code for a protein of 833 amino acids. The transcript has 13 exons.
UAAUGUUGGAAAAGAAAUUAUUAAAAGUCCCCUUUAAAUGGGAGACAUAAGGAGUUAAUGUUAUUUUAUUAUACACAUGUUUAGUCCCACAUUUAUGGUGUGUUGGGAUUUGAGCCCAAAUAUAGUUAUAAAUAAGAGCUUCAAGGCGGAGAGCGACAUCUUGGAAAUGGUGUAUCUUGGAAGUGGUGAUUUUCUGGAGAAAUUCUGGAAAUUCUUUUUGGCAUUUGAGGACGUAAUCCCUCAAGUGUGACAUUUCCUAUGCCUGUGAGAGACCAGGUCUGGGAAAUAUUGGAAAACUAAAUAUUUUGUGCAGCUGGGAAUGACACAGGAGGACGUUGGGUGUGAGUGUUGAAUAUUGAGCAAAGAUUUCCAGCUAAGGUUUUGGCGUUGAAUCUAUACAAGCUGAAAGGGGAUACUCAGGGCCGUAUUUUGUAGUUGACACCACUAUACUGCUGGGCAUGGAUGAAGUGCUGGCUAUCUAUACUGCUGGGCGUGGGAGAAGUGCUGACUGUCACACUACGUAGUCCAUAUCACCUUGCUGAGUCUCAAAAAAGGUGUAGUGCAGAUUUGUGAAGUCUGGGAGAGGGCCAUGGCAGACCUAGAAUGGUCUUGCAGGUGUUUGCAGUUGCUGCGACUUCCCAUGGGUGCCAUUCAGUCAGAAAUUGCAGUUCGGGAACAGCACAUACCCUCAGGCCGUUCUAUAUUUUGCAAUGCUGAAGUGGCUGGGUGUUGGUCUUAGCACUGAACAAGCUAUAUCUCCAGCGUUAGUGAGAAGAAUAUCAUAGCAGGGAAGAGCUGGCAAUGCAGUUGUUCGCUGACCCCUCCAUUUGGUGUGUUCGAACUUGAUUGGAAGCUGCUGUUUGACGGUUUGGGAAUGGUCAUUUCAGAACAUUGUGAUAGUCCUCUAUGGCGUGAUUAUAAUGUUCUUGACUAUGAUGAGAGAAUUCUGGAUGGGUUUUAUGAUGUGUAUGCAAGUUCAUCUGAUUCUCGUUUCAAAGAAAAGUUGCCUUCUCUUGCCGAACUUGAACAAACACCCAUGCCACACAAUCUGGAUUAUGAAGUUGUGUUAGUCAACAGAGCAAUUGAUCCUGCACUGAAUGAGAUUGAACAAAUUGCACUUUGUUCACUGGACACUGGACCUGCUGAGCCUGGCCUAGUGAAUAGAAGCCUAGCAAAAAGAAUUGCCGAAAUUGUGGCAGAUCACAUGGGUGGCCCAGUAAGCAAUGCUAAUGACAUGCUAGCAAGAUGGACCAUAACAAGUUAUGAAUUGCGAGCAUCUUCAAAUAACAUCAUACUACUUCUUGGCUGCAUGAAGAUAGGGCUUUCACGUCAUCGGGCUCUGCUGUUUAAGGUAUUAGCAGACCUUGUUGGUAUCCCUUGCAGACUAGUAAAGGGUAGCCACUACACUGGAAUUGAUGGAGGAGCAAUCAACAUAAUAAAAUUGGAUGAAGGGGAGUUCAUAGUAGAUCUCAUGGGGGCCCCAGGCUCUUUGAUUCCUGUUGAGACUCCCAGUACAGCUCCUCCUCAGAUGGCAAAGAUGGAUAGCUUCAUCUUAGAUCAACGAAUUUCUGCACAAGUGGCCCAAGAUCUAUGGCCUCAAGAUAAAAAUAAUUUAUAUGCUGUGGAAAAUACGGCACCUCAGAUGAAUAUUAAUUCAGAACAGAAGUUCCAGGAUAUUUUGUUGGAUGAAAAUGCAGUAGGUGCUGCUCCACCUUUUUUAAGUGAGACUAACCCAUAUCAAUAUGCUGGAGAAAAGAAAGCCAUGCAACGAAAUAAGGUCUCUGAGAUUAGGAACACUGAAUUUUACAGACGCAGAGAGAAUAUCUUCUCUGGGCCUGGUCGAUCACCGCUGCCUAUCAUGCAGAAGAAUCCUUUCAUGAUGAAUAACAUUUUUGGGGAAAAUCCACGCAUUGAUCUUUUGGAUGGCUUGAGUGUGGGGAGGAAACCAGAGGUUAGGGGUUAUAAUUUAUCAACUAUGGCUGAGUCAUCUUCUUCACAGUCUCCACAUGUUGCUUAUUCUGGUAUUACAAAUUUGACCAACAACCAUAAUUCAACCAUCCAAUCUCCUUCAGGUGCUUUGGUUCACAGUGGAAUGAAUAAGGACCUCCUUGAUACACCAGUAGCUGUUACUGGAGCUACGGGUGGUGCUGUUGCUUCAUUUGUUGUAGCACCAGCAAAUAGAUGCAGUGAAUCACCAGUUGAUGAUGCCAUAGCUAUCGCUAUGAAUAAUUUUUUACCUUCAUUUCAACAAAAUGAAAAACACAUGGAACCAACUAAUUGCUUUGCAUGGGAUAUAGGGGAUAAGAAGGAUAACUAUGCCAAGAGAAAAGUAAAGGAGACCAGCGAAUAUGAAAGGAAGAUUUAUGAUAAACAUGGACAUCCACAACAUGCUAAUGACAGGUUGGCCUAUAGAAGUGGAAAUUCAGAGGACGAGCAAAAUCCAAGCCAUUCAAAUUCAAUUCAUCGUCCAAGACUGGAUGCUGUGUUGGAUGAUGUUGCAGAAUGGGAGAUACCAUGGGAAGAUCUUGUUAUUGGUGAGCGAAUUGGAUUAGGUUCUUAUGGUGAAGUUUAUCACGCAGACUGGAAUGGCACAGAAGUUGCUGUUAAAAAGUUUUUAGACCAGGAUUUCUCAGGGGAUGCACUGGAAGAGUUCAGAAGUGAAGUACGAAUAAUGCGGAGAUUACGGCAUCCAAAUGUUGUUUUAUUCAUGGGUGCUGUUACACGUCCUCCAAAUCUUUCUAUUGUGACUGAGUUUCUUCCAAGGGGGAGCCUGUAUAGACUGAUCCACCGCCCUAACAUUCAGAUAGAGGAAAAGCGACGCAUAAGAAUGGCUCUUGAUGUUGCUAAAGGAAUGAAUUGCUUGCAUAGUAGCACCCCUACAAUAGUUCAUCGAGAUCUGAAAUCUCCAAACCUCCUGGUUGAUAAAAACUGGGCAGUCAAGGUUUGUGAUUUUGGCUUGUCACGCAUGAAGCACAAUACAUUUCUAUCAUCAAAGUCUACAGCUGGAACGCCUGAAUGGAUGGCACCUGAAGUUCUUCGCAAUGAACCUUCAAAUGAAAAGUGUGAUGUUUAUAGUUUUGGUGUAAUAUUAUGGGAAUUGGCUACACUGCGAAUGCCAUGGAGUGGAAUGAAUCCUAUGCAGGUAGUGGGUGCUGUUGGUUUUCAGAAUCGGCGUUUAGAUAUUCCUAAAGAACUAGAUCCACUUGUUUCAAGGAUAAUCUGGCAAUGCUGGCAAAAUGAACCAAGUUUACGGCCUUCAUUCUCCGAACUUAUGGUUGCUCUCAAGCCAUUGCAGAGGCUUGUUAUUCCACCUCAGUCAGAUAACCGUGCAGUAUUGUCACAAGAUUACACUGUAAAUACCAGACAUCAACCAUGACAUAAGAUGGAGCAUUGUUGUGCCUCUUGUGAAUUGUAUUUAUAUCCUGGAAUCAAAGGGGGUUUCCAUCUGAUUGUAUAUUUAGAAAGCUAUUUCUAGAGAAAUUAUGAGGUAAAUUUAUUCUCAGUAUUUUGUGUACAAAGGACCAAAGAAACAGGAAAAGAAAACAGUAAUUGGUCAAUUGCUGAUUUCACAUCUCAACACACUUUUCACUUUUGUGCAAAGCACAUGAAUAGUCAUGCCCCUGGUUGAGUAAAAGGGACUAUGAAACUAUGAAAAAUUGAUUCAUGUGGGUUCCCACAGUUUGUUUCAAUAGGUGAUUUCGCCAAAAUAUGGCACCUUAAAACUGGCUGCUUUAGUUCAGUUUAUAUGCCCAUUGCCAGAAAAAUGAUACGAUUAUCAAUUCAUUCAAAGGAUGGGGAAAAAAGUUAUGCAUGAAGGAAUUUUUGUAUAGAGAUAUGAGACAUGAGCAGGUUUGCAGUAGUGCUUUUAAGCAUAAAAUCAAGCAGCCAUGAACCAAGACAAAUUGCCCUUUUAAUUAUGCUACCGUGAUGGUGCUCCUGUAUAUUGGACUUGUUCUUUCUAAAUAAGUCAUACGUGAAUACGGUGCUCCUGUAUAUUGAACUUGUUCUUUCUAAAUAAGUCAUACGUGAAUUAUUGAGGAUCAAUAGACAUGUAUAAUACUCCAAGGUGGCCCAUAGAAAAGCGUUAGUACACAUUGGAUCGAUUUAUUUCAUAAUAUCAUAUUAUACUCCUUGGUGGGCCAUAAGUAAACGAAAUCCUGAUGUUGGUCUUCAACAUCUUUAGUGCUUCAGUAAUUGUAAAUUUGGUACGUAAUCCAUGACUCUUUGGAAUUUUA